UUAGUUGCGAUUACACAUUUUAAAACCGUCCAUACUCUUUCUUAGUCCUGUAAAAAAAAAGAAUUAAAAAUGGGGAAAAGUAAAUUCUACGUGUUCAAUUUCUGGGGCUUCUCAGCGGUAGCGAUAGUAAUUACCUCUUAUUAUUACAUCGCUAAUUUAACCCUCUACGGAAUCCCGAAGUUCGCCGAGCCCUACGCUUCGUUUCUCGGUUUCGACACUGAGCUUACUUCAGAUAAUGACGUCACGAGUGUGAAAUACGAGCCGAAGGGACCGAUUGUGUUGCACGAGAACGACUAUCUGUUGCUGAACACGGAGAGGUGCAAGUUUGUGCGCCACAAGAGGGCUAAAAAGGUGGUGCUGUUUGUGAUUGUGACUAUGAGCAGGAACUACUACACCAGACAGCAGCUGAGACUCUCAUGGGCACUCCCGGACAUAGAGGACGACGUCAGAUUUGAGUCUGUAUAUGUGAUGGGCGUUGGUCGGUCAGCUCUGCGGGAUGACAAUAUGAGAGUGUGGCACAAUGAGUUCGGGGAGUUGAGUCGUGAGAUGGUGGACUACAGGGACAUGCUACUCGUAGACUACAUUGAGGACUACACAAACAUCAGCGUUAAAUUGGUGGCUGGUUUGCACUAUGCGAAGCACCACUGCCAUGAUGUCGAUUACAUAAUGGUAGUGCACGAUGACGUCAUGAUCAGGCGGGACUGGCUUAUACCCUACUUGUGGGAACUACCUUCUCACAACUUCAUUGGAGGGGACUGCGCAGAUAGUAGGAAACCAGACCGCAACCCAAACUCGAAGUUUUAUGUGGGCAAACAAGAGUUCGAACACGAGGUGUACCCGUCAUUCUGCUAUGGGUCAGCUGUCAUUAUGACCCCGGAUAUCAGGGACAAACUUCUAGCUCAGACUGCGAUUACGCCCUACUUCAAGCGGGACGACGUCUACUUGGGCAUGUUGAUGCGGGACGCCAACAUCUCGCCGGUGACGAUGCCGAAUGUAAGACACGAGGUGAAAGACAUGCGAUACUGUGCAGUGAAGAAUCUUCUGAUGCUGCAGCCGGUGCCAAUGGCUAGACAGAAGAUGCUAAGAGAGGAGCACGAGAGAUUCGAAGACGAGGGGAGGAAGUGUACUCCCGAAAAAGGGUCUCAGGGUGGGGAGCUGUAAAAAAAGUACAAACAACCAAAAAUGGUUGCAUAAUUCAGUUGGCCCGUAUAACUUGGGAAAAUCCAGAAAAGAAAACAAGAUAGGAAAACAAAAUUUAUAAUUGAAUAAUAAUGCGAGCAGGAAAAAAUUAAGACAGGCUCAUUACAUUCAUAAUUUUAUUUGUGCAUAUUUACUCAUAAUUGCUUAAAA
Molecule: messenger RNA, 1350 nt
Organism: Symsagittifera roscoffensis
Lineage: Eukaryota; Metazoa; Xenacoelomorpha; Acoela; Convolutidae
Product: beta-1,3-galactosyltransferase 5-like
Exons: 6
Coding region: 70-1161 (363 amino acids)
Cellular component (GO): Golgi membrane
Molecular function (GO): hexosyltransferase activity
Source: RefSeq, a predicted model, not a curated record